AUGGCUUCAAGUGCUUCGGACUGGCUUGUGUACUUGUCUUUCAUCCUCGUCUUGGGAGUGAUAAGGUAUUGCUUGCGUCGCCAGAAUAAAUCUCAGUCGCUACCACCUGGCCCACCACCGAAACCGUUGAUAGGAAAUUAUCUCGACGUCCCAAAGGCAGAGCCAUGGAAAAUAUUCUCCCAAUGGAGGAAGCUAUAUGCAGGCGACCUCGUAUACGUGAAUGUUCUUGGGAACAAACUUCUCAUCCUGAACGAUAUGGAAAGUGUGCGCGAGCUUCUUGAGAAAAGAUCGCAGAAGUAUUCUGAUAGGCCGUCGUUUGUGAUGGCUAAAUAUAUGGGGAUCGAGAACAAUUUAGCGUUCGCUCCCUACGGUCCAGAUUGGAGGCAAGGACGGAAGCUCGUACAUGGAGCCGUUAACCAGGAAGCAGUCAAGAAGUAUCACUCGCUGCAAGAGGAUGUUACCGUCAGAUUUUUGAGAAAUUUGGUGGAAUCUCCUUCAGAAGUCAUGAAGCAUCUGCACAUGGCCACGGCUCAUAUCAUCGCGUCCAUAACCUAUGGGUUUUCUAUCGACACCCCAAGCAAUGUAUACUUCGACGAAUUUGCCGAAACGGAGCGAAUCGUACUGAAAAGCGUGGUUCCGGGGGCCUAUCUGGUUGAUAUGAUUCCUCUAUUAUGGUAUCUACCAUCCUGGAUUCCUUUCAACAGCAUACAGCGAACAGCUGAGAGGGGCCUGCAGCGAGUGACUGAUAUCGUGCGCCUUCCGAUGCAGCAAGUAGAACAGGAUAUGAAACAAGGAAUUUCUCCCUCUUCGUUUGUUUCGGAUCAUUUAAGGGAAGGCGGGAGUGAUGAAGUGAUCAGGCAGCGAUUGCCUUGGGUAGCGUGGUCACUGUAUGAAGGUAUUGGAUCCAUGCUGGUCUUCAUGCAUGCUAUGGCGUGCUUCCCAGAGGUCCAGACCCGCAUGCGCGAGGAGAUAUAUAGAGUCAUAGGGACUGGCCGCCUGCCAUCUUUUGCUGACCGGGAACGGCUGCCGUAUAUUAAUGCGGCAAUUAAGGAGGUAUACCGCUGGAAACCCAACACACCUUUGGGCGGACCAAGGAAAUUACAAAAUGCGGAUGUCUAUAGAGCAGGGUACUACAUACCGAAAGGCACCAUUAUCAUGCCAAAUAUCUGGUUACUCAGCCGGGACCAGGACAGUGGCAUAGAUCCUGAAGUAUUUUCUCCAGAACGCUUUCUUGAUACCCACGUAAAGAAAACGGCGAUCGAUCCUUAUAGUUAUGCGUUUGGCUUUGGAAGAAGAAUGUGCCCAGGGCGCUUUUUGGCAGAUAAUUCUGUGUUCAUGCUUGUAACGAGUAUCGUGGCGACCGUGCGGAUUUCGAAACCCAAGGAUAGCCGUGGCAUGGAAAAACCAUUUGAUCCUCCAUAUAUACCCGCAGGUCUAGCCAGGUGCGUCCUAACGAAUAGCAAUUAA
This is a messenger RNA of Suillus bovinus, 1467 nucleotides long. RefSeq names its product cytochrome P450. The transcript has 10 exons. The record is from RefSeq and is a predicted model, not a curated record. Gene Ontology annotation, molecular function: monooxygenase activity; iron ion binding; heme binding. Lineage: Eukaryota; Fungi; Basidiomycota; Agaricomycetes; Boletales; Suillaceae. The coding region runs from base 1 to 1467 and encodes 488 amino acids.